AGCUUUUAUGGCUGUGUCUUCAAAAGUCGUUCCUAGAUACUUGAUCUUUCAGGAACCAGAACAAGACCAUCCAAGAUAGAAGAUACUGUCUGUGAUGUGAUGCUAGAUGAUGCAAAACUGCUCAUGACUGAGAUGGAUUCUAAAAGUUCAAGUGAGUCUAUCGAAGAAGAGAGAAUGAGCAGACCAGAGGUACCAGUACCAGAGGAGGUAAUUUCUACUAAGAUUCAGAAACCACAAGAGAUACAUGACAAGGCUCAACAAUCAAGAGAAACUGAUUCAUUAAUGAAUAGUAGAGGUGCCUCCAGCGAGGAGGAUGCCACAAACACUUGUGUUACCCUGAAAAUUAUGUCUGAAGAUGAGAAAAUCCUCUCUGAAAUCCAAGAGGAGAAACAAAACCUGGAACAAUUAAAAGUAUCUAUGGACAAAUACUUCCCAACUUCACUAGAUGUGGAUGAUAUCCAAGAACCUUCAAAGGAAGACAAAGAUGAUUUUAGAGAAGACUCUGGAAAAGACAAAGAUUAUUUCAUACCACUAGGUUCUCUGCCAAGCAGCCUCCAGCCACAGGCAUACGAGAGUGCUAUGGAAGUUAUCAGAAAUGCCAAAGACAACAUCAGAAAACUCUUGUACCAGCUUUCUAAAGCAAUUGAAUUGACCUACCAAAGCAAGCAAGAUUCUGAAGAUCAGAAGAAUUAUCACAAGGCACUAUUUGAGUUGUGGAUUAAAUGGAGUAAGAGCCAGUUUGAAGAUACAGAUGAUGAUGAUGAUGAUAAUAUACAGCUCCUGGAAAUCCGGACUCUAGGCAUGUCCCGUAGCAUUGCCCUGAAAUUACAGUCAGCCUUCAUGGACCUAAUGCCUAAAGUCCAAGGUUUCCCAACCAGCCUACAAGAUAAGAUGGAACAGGCUUGUUAUGAUAUGCAGCAACUUCAUACCAGUUUUUCCUUAAGUAAUAAGUUUGAAGAUCUAGACAAACUUCAUCUGACUCAGAGCCAACGGAAGCUUAUCCAAGUCCAGGAAAGUUUAGAAGAAUUGGUUUGCUUCUUAGAGAAAUGAUAUUUCUUCUGAUAGGAAUGUAAGACCACUUUCUCCCUCUCAGUAUCCCUUAUCAAGUACUAACAUUUCCUAAAUAAAAAAAAAAAAAAAUCUUGAAUUGAUAGGCACUCAGGCUGAUGCUUGCCAGGAAUCCAUAAAUAAUCUUGUGCUAGCUUAUAAUUAAUAAAUAUACUCUUAUACUUUGGGGAUUGUGCAAAUAAAGUUGCAUUGAAAAAUCA
Messenger RNA from Antechinus flavipes (yellow-footed antechinus), 1268 nucleotides. Its product is annotated as perilipin-3-like. Gene Ontology annotation, biological process: lipid storage; positive regulation of triglyceride storage. NCBI's taxonomy places the organism in Eukaryota, Metazoa, Chordata, Mammalia, Dasyuromorphia, Dasyuridae. The transcript has 7 exons. Bases 100 to 1050 code for a protein of 316 amino acids. Gene Ontology annotation, cellular component: cytosol; lipid droplet. The record is from RefSeq and is a predicted model, not a curated record.